CUGCAACUUUGAUUCCCUUCCCGGACUAAGGUCCAAAGCACAGUGAAAACUGGUGUGGGGAGAUCCUGCAAUACCGCGGCCGUCGUUCAGCCUGGCUCUCUGGGAGCCCACGGUCUUGGACAGCGGCGGGGACAAAGGAGAAAUCCGGCAGUGGCCUCACGGUGUGCCCCUGAGUUGAAGGCUGGAAGCCACAGGGGACUGUGGGGUCUACAUUGAUAAAAAGAGCCCUCCCAGAAGAGAGAGGCAAUCAUCAAUCUGUCCAUGCAGCGGACACUUUCAAAGUGCUGUAAAAAUAGUUACUCCUGCAGCUUCCGGCCCUGUUACUGUGGGCCCAAGAGAAGCCUUGAUUUAGACAGACAGAUGCUGGGGCUGCUAGGAGCAGGGUUGAGGUGCAGGUGACUCUCAUGAGCUCCCAGAGGAAGAGGCCGGGGCUCUUGCUGACAGGUCUGUCCCUGAGGCUGCUGCUGCUGUUCAGCUGGAGGACCCUGGCCCGGCCCACCUCUCGCUCAGCGCUAGUCCAACACCCCUACUUGUGCCAUGCCACCCGGGAUGCCGAUGGCCGCCACCACCCUGGUUUCUUCUGUCCUCGGCUCUCUGAUUCUCGGGAAGAGGCCUACUGUUGCCACCUGCAGGCUGCAGGGGGCUCCUGCUGCACGCGCGCUGAAUUUGAGGCCCUGUACAAGGUCAACCUGUCGGCUGUUCCACCCCCGCGCGUCCUCAGGGGCGCAGGCUCGCUCUUAGCGCUGGGCCUCUACAGCCUGCUGCUGGUGGCCCUGGUGACCGCUGACUUCGUGCACUUCUAUCGCGGUCGCCGGCGGGGCAAAAGCGGCAGCGGCCGCGCGCCUAGCCGUUCGUCCUCCACCGCGCGCCCCCUGCAGGUCCCGGUGGGAAUAGACUAGACGAGUCCGAGCCCGA
Chinchilla lanigera (long-tailed chinchilla) is the source of this 915-nucleotide messenger RNA. RefSeq lists its product as uncharacterized. The transcript is spliced from 4 exons. The coding region runs from base 405 to 899 and encodes 164 amino acids. The record is from RefSeq and is a predicted model, not a curated record. Lineage: Eukaryota; Metazoa; Chordata; Mammalia; Rodentia; Chinchillidae.